AUGGCUAACAUCACGAAGAAAGUGUCGUGGUCGAGCCGAGCUGACGAAUCCGGUACCGCUGGCGAAGCGACGCCGCUUCUAAACGGCUCCGAGAAACGUCAACACUCCAGAGAGCCACCUGGAGGAGGCACUGUAUUUCAAAUCGGAAGACUCAGCAAUGUGGAUUUGGAAGAGGAGGUUACGUCCGAUGAGGAGACUCAUCGGGGACGUCCCAAAGAAAUCCCCCAUAAUGAGAAGCUGCUGUCACUCAAAUACGAGAGUCUUGACUACGAUAACAUCGAGAACCAGCUGUUUCUGGAAGAGGAGAGGCGUAUGAGUUACCUGGGUUUUCGCUGUUUGGAAAUCAGUCGCUGGGUGGUCUGCGGUCUGAUCGGCUUUCUGACCGGUCUCAUUGCCUGUUUUAUUGACAUUGUGGUGGAGCAGCUGGCUGGAAUCAAAUACCAAGUUGUUAAAGAAAAUAUAGAGAGGUUUACAGAAGUUGGCGGACUGUCUCUCUCGCUCAUUCUUUGGGCUGUCUUGAACUCUGCUUUUGUUAUGAUGGGAGCAAUCAUAGUUGCCUUUUUUGAGCCUAUAGCAGCAGGGAGUGGUAUUCCACAAAUAAAAUGCUACUUGAAUGGCGUCAAGGUUCCGAGAGUGGUUCGACUCAAGACUCUGGUGGUGAAAGUGUGUGGUGUUAUUUGCUCAGUAGUGGGUGGACUUGCUGUUGGAAAGGAAGGUCCUAUGAUCCACUCCGGUGCCGUUGUAGCUGCAGGAGUCUCCCAGGGCAGGAGCACUUCUUUGAAAAGAGACUUUAAGAUCUUUGAAUACUUCAGAAGAGACACAGAGAAAAGAGACUUUGUUUCUGCUGGAGCUGCUGCGGGGGUCUCGGCUGCUUUUGGAGCACCAGUUGGUGGUGUUCUUUUCUCUCUUGAAGAGGGAGCUUCUUUCUGGAACCAGAUGCUCACAUGGAGGAUAUUCUUUGCGUCAAUGAUCUCCACGUUCACCCUGAACUUCUUCCUCAGUAUCUACCACAACAACCCAGGUGACCUUUCAAACCCUGGUCUCAUCAACUUUGGACGAUUUGAGAAUGAUAGUGUGGCCUAUUACCUCUAUGAAAUUCCCUUGUUCAUUGCCAUGGGUGCUAUAGGUGGACUUCUAGGAGCUCUGUUCAAUGUUCUCAACUACUGGCUGACCAUCUUCAGAAUAAGGUAUGUCCAUCGUCCUUGUUUGCAAGUGAUGGAAGCUAUGUUGGUCGCCGCGGUGACUGCAACAGUGUCAUUCACCAUGAUUUACUUCUCCAACGACUGUCAGCCUCUCGACCCUGAACACUCAGAGGAGUACCCCUUGCAGCUAUUCUGUGCAGAUGGGGAGUACAACUCCAUGGCAACAGCCUUCUUCAAUACUCCAGAGAGAAGUGUCCGUAGCCUUUUCCACAACCAGCCAGGAUCUUACAAUCCUCUGACGCUGGGCUUAUUCACGCUCACGUACUUCUUUCUGGCCUGUUGGACGUACGGCCUCACCGUGUCCGCUGGGGUCUUCAUUCCAUCGCUGCUAAUUGGUGCAGCCUGGGGAAGACUAUGCGGAAUUCUGCUGUCUGCCAUCUCUGCCACCGGAUCGAUCUGGGCAGAUCCUGGUAAAUAUGCCUUGAUCGGAGCUGCAGCACAGUUAGGUGGCAUUGUGAGAAUGACUCUCAGUUUGACUGUCAUUAUGGUGGAGGCCACGGGAAAUGUCACAUACGGCCUUCCAAUCAUGCUUGUCUUGAUGACGGCCAAGAUCGUUGGAGACUACUUUGUUGAGGGUCUGUAUGACAUCCAUAUUAAACUGCAGAGCAUCCCCUUCCUACAUUGGGAGGCUCCUGCAACUUCACACUGGCUAACAGCUAGAGAAGUGAUGAGCAGUCCUGUCACCUGUUUGAACAAGGUAGAGAAGGUAGGAACCAUCGUUGACAUCCUGAGCAGCACAUCAACCAAUCACAAUGGUUUUCCUGUAGUGGUGGUGCAAGGUGAUUCUGGUGAAGAGCCAGCAAAACUCUGCGGACUCAUCCUUCGCUCACAGCUCAUCGUUCUCCUUAAGCACAAGGUGUUUGUGGAGCUGGCCCGGUCGCGGCUGACCCAGAGGAAGCUCCAGCUGAAGGACUUCAGGGACGCCUACCCGCGCUUCCCCCCGAUCCAGAGCAUCCACGUCUCUCAAGAUGAGCGAGAGUGCAUGAUGGACCUCUCUGAGUUCAUGAACCCGACACCUUACACUGUUCCACAGGAUACGUCUCUUCCUCGUGUGUUUAAACUGGUCAGAGCACUUGGUCUCAGGCACCUGGUUGUGGUGGAUGAUGAGAACAGGGUGGUUGGACUGGUAACCAGAAAAGACUUGGCCAGAUAUCACCUGGGUAAACACGGACUGGAGGAACUUCAGCUGGCUCAGACAUAG
Molecule: messenger RNA, 2403 nt
Organism: Nerophis lumbriciformis (worm pipefish)
Lineage: Eukaryota; Metazoa; Chordata; Actinopteri; Syngnathiformes; Syngnathidae
Source: RefSeq, a predicted model, not a curated record